This is a messenger RNA of Paramuricea clavata, 693 nucleotides long. The record is from the annotation of a GenBank genome assembly. NCBI's taxonomy places the organism in Eukaryota, Metazoa, Cnidaria, Anthozoa, Malacalcyonacea, Plexauridae.
AUGGCCAAUCGUUUUAGAAUACUUUUGAACUGGAUUAGUGCUCGACUAAAUGAACACGAGAUCCGAAGUUUGGUGCUUAUGUGUGAUGUUCCUGAAAGUCUACGAGCCGGGUUGAAAGACGGAAUAAGUCUCUUUGAUAAUCUUAUUAAAAGAGACAUUAUUAACGAGCACAAGCGAGACAAGCUAAAAUUGGUGCUGAAAAACUUGAGUCCCAAGCGACGAGAUUUGAUCAGAGAAAUCGAAAACUUCGAGAACGGAAUGCCGACACGAGAUGAUGUAUCGUCUACACUGAGCAGUAAUGUGUCAAUGCCGUCCACUAUUACACCUGUUAGCAGAUCUGAUAUGAAGGAAACACGUAAGGAAACCUGUUGUACAAUCGACUGUCCGUGUAUGGUGAUGUCAUGUUAUAAGUACGGUGGUAAAAUAAGGUGGUCGUAUGUUGUCCUUUCAACGUUCUUCUUGGUCUGUCUCUUAAUCGUUGCUCUAUUAUGGUAUGCUGAUGUACCCAAAGUCAACGAGGCCAUCACGUCGGAUGAACAUGUGAAAAAAGCUGGUCCAUUCGUCCUCCUUGCGAUUGUUGUAUUAUUUCUGGCAUGUUUGUUCUCAAUGUGUUAUGUGAAGAAACGUCGUGAUCGUCAAUCCAAGAAAAAUGCAACAGCAGCUGGAAAUCAAAAUGGAAUGCAGGAAGUUUGA